AUGAAGGUCAUUGCAAUCAUCGCCGCCCUCGUCAGUGUUGGAUCAGCUAUCGCUAUCCCAUACGAGCAGAGAUGUCAACAAGCAAGUCAAGCUGGCUUGAUUCUUAUCGAUUGCAGAUCACAGACCAUUCUCUGCAAGGGCCUGGGAAGCUUGUCCCACUUUUCCUGCGGUGGCUAG
Pyrenophora tritici-repentis Pt-1C-BFP is the source of this 177-nucleotide messenger RNA. Lineage: Eukaryota; Fungi; Ascomycota; Dothideomycetes; Pleosporales; Pleosporaceae. The record is from RefSeq and is a predicted model, not a curated record.